Messenger RNA from Zingiber officinale, 1513 nucleotides. RefSeq lists its product as uncharacterized. Lineage: Eukaryota; Viridiplantae; Streptophyta; Magnoliopsida; Zingiberales; Zingiberaceae. The record is from RefSeq and is a predicted model, not a curated record. The transcript is spliced from 3 exons. The coding region runs from base 781 to 1410 and encodes 209 amino acids.
GUUCAUGAUUAAGAUUUUAGUUAGCUCUUGCGACCAUAUAUCUUUGAUUGCACUGAUUUCUGGGCAUGCAUAACUUGAAGACUUGAAUCUUUCUGUAUAUGUUUUAUCUUGAGCUCUAAUUGUCUCUGCACAAGUUAGUUUUAAGGUUAGCUGGUUACUGCUUUGGUCAUUAGGAUUAAUAAUAUAGCUAUUUAGUUCAAACCCCAAAUCCCUUGCUUGCGUUUAAAAGAACUCCAUGUUGGUAGAAUUUAAAAAGGGAGUGGUUAAAAUUCUUAUUUGAGUUGGACGAGCAUGAUUUACCUUCUAGAUUGCUUAUCUUUUUUAGCAAAAAGUGAUGGAUAAAAUGUGACUAUUAUGCUUGAACAUUUUAUGACAGUUUCAAGGCUUCCAAGUGUCAAAAAGUUUGCAAGAUAGUUUACUGUCUGUGGCAUGCUCAUGAAUGACAAUCAAAAUGUGACUAUGUACCUGAGUAAGCAGGUCUUGCAGUGUGUUGUUUAGAUUAACCUCCACAUCACGGAUAAUUAUGCAUGAAGAUGCAUCUAUUUGAUCAGUUCUUAAAUAUGUAAAAAUUAUUUAUUAGUAUACUAUUGCACUCUGUUAUAUGUUGUCUUGUGCGAGUGUGCAAUGUUCCUGUGAAUCUUAUCCUAUUUUUUGAACUAUUACUACUUACGAAUCUGUCGUGUUAUUGUGUUCACAAAUAAAAUUAUGAAUGCAGUUCUUGUUGUACACUUCAAAGUUCAUUCAUAUUUCUAUAUUGUGUUUUGUAGGUAACUUUCGAAAAUGACAAACAAAAGAAUACGAAAGCUAAUCCAAAAUAGACAAAGACGAUCUCGGAGAGAAGAAUCAAGUAACAGAGGAGUUGAUGAUGAAAAUGAAUCACAAUACACAACAUCCCAUUCACCAUUGAAGAUACAAAAUGAGGAGGUUAAUGAGCAAGUUGAAAAUGAGGUCAUAUUUUCAUCCCAAAGUCAGCCAAGAAAACGUGGCAAGACUAUCAUGAGAGAUAUUCAUGCAUUACAUCUCGAUCAUGUGCUCAUAGUGGAAUUCAAUGAAAAGGGACAACCUUACGGUGAUCUACAACUGACGUUUGCAAAUUUUAUUGGAACUAUUACACGGAAUGGACUUCUGUUGCCCCUGCACUUUUUAGAUUGGAGAAAAAUACUGACAAAUCAAUUGAAUUAUGCAUGGAAACUUGUUAUCGCACGUUUCUAUAUCCCCACGCACCAUAGAAGAGUUAUAAUGCAAAUGAUGGCGGCCACAUGGAGACGGUGGAGGACUGAAAUGAAAACUACAUCUUAUGAUUCAAAUACUCCACUAGAAGAGCUUGUUGCAAUACAACCCAUUCCUCAUGGAUUGCCACCUCAAACUUGGGAAGUUUUAUGUAACUAUUGGAAGUCUAUUGAGAUAUAACUAGUAUGAAUUAUUUUUGACAUAUGUUUAUAAAUGUUAUAAUUUCAUUCUAAAUUUUUGUGCCAGAAAACUUCAAAAAUCAAUAGAGAAAAUGCAAACAAAA